Sitodiplosis mosellana (orange wheat blossom midge) is the source of this 303-nucleotide messenger RNA. RefSeq lists its product as uncharacterized. The transcript has a single exon. The record is from RefSeq and is a predicted model, not a curated record. Gene Ontology annotation, biological process: negative regulation of biosynthetic process. The coding region runs from base 1 to 303 and encodes 100 amino acids. NCBI's taxonomy places the organism in Eukaryota, Metazoa, Arthropoda, Insecta, Diptera, Cecidomyiidae.
AUGGAAUCACCACCAAGUGUUGUGACUGUGGCAGUACCGAUUACACAGCCCGAAGGGACAUUUACGUACAUCGCUGUUAAGGGUUCCUUGCAUGCAUCUGAUUCAGCUGUGUUUGGUUUGAAUGCCGACGAAGUGAAGGCCUUAUCGAAACGUUUCUCAAAUAGUACAACGGAAAUUGUGAAUGGUGUGAAUAUUAAGGGACCGCCGAUGAGUGUGAUAAAUUCAUUAAGUUUGUUGGGCUACAAGGUGGUCUGUUCAACUGGCGAAAUUGAAGUUGUAUGGACACUACAACGUGAAGUUUAA